This is a messenger RNA of Melampsora larici-populina 98AG31, 159 nucleotides long. RefSeq lists its product as uncharacterized. Lineage: Eukaryota; Fungi; Basidiomycota; Pucciniomycetes; Pucciniales; Melampsoraceae. The annotation marks the transcript as partial. The transcript has 2 exons. The record is from RefSeq and is a predicted model, not a curated record.
GUUAAAUCUUACUCUUGGCUAUGUAUGGAAUGUCGUAGAUGUUCUUCUUGCGAUGAAAAAGGCGACGAUGGUGACAUGCUUUUCUGCGAUACAUGCGAUCGAGGAUGGCAUGGUCGAUGUCUAAAUCCACCAUUAAAAUCCGUGCCUAAAGGUCAGUUU